GCUAAAGUGGCUCCAGGUUACACUAGGCAGUGUGGGACGCUCAGCAUCGUGGCCCGCGCCUUCCAUCCUCGGCGUGACUAGGGUCCCCCGGCUUCCCAACUGCCAGUCUUGUAGCUCUGUGCCCGAGAGGACAGAAGAGGCCAAAGAAAACAUGAGCAUUCUGUUGAUUGUCCUGGGCGGUGUUCUGUUUGCUUUUCUCUUACUCUUCUUGAAAAUCCGCUUUCAGAGCAGCGUUCAUGAAGUGUCAUCAAAUUCGACUUCUCUUGCACUAGUAAGAGCAACCUCUUCUACUGUGUCAACUAGGAGCAAUACUGAUAAGAAUCUGUCAGUCAACAGCUGCUCUCAGGAUUUAAUUAAUUAUCCACGCAUGAUAACCAUGCUGAAGCGAAUAUUGGUAAACCUCAGUAUCCUGGAAUACAAGCUGGCUGAAUUGGAGUAUUUGCUAAUUAUCAAGAUUUUAAAUGGUACAUUAGCUAACUGA
This is a messenger RNA of Suricata suricatta (meerkat), 481 nucleotides long. It is a transcript of the gene CT83, whose product is annotated as cancer/testis antigen 83. The record is from RefSeq and is a predicted model, not a curated record. The transcript has 2 exons. The coding region runs from base 152 to 481 and encodes 109 amino acids. Lineage: Eukaryota; Metazoa; Chordata; Mammalia; Carnivora; Herpestidae.